This is a messenger RNA of Metopolophium dirhodum (rose-grain aphid), 1584 nucleotides long. RefSeq lists its product as uncharacterized. Lineage: Eukaryota; Metazoa; Arthropoda; Insecta; Hemiptera; Aphididae. Bases 177 to 1457 code for a protein of 426 amino acids. The record is from RefSeq and is a predicted model, not a curated record. The transcript has 9 exons.
ACAAUCGGACUUCGGAGCGGGAGCACUAUUUAAUUUAAUUUAAUCGUGCUUCCAAUGUUGUUCAUACUUUCAUAGUUCAUACUUCAUACUACAGAACAAUAAAUUAUACCAAGUACAAAUCAUGUUCAUACCCAUUGUUAUUUGAUAAUAAAAAAACACAAAGGCCACGUUCAAUUAUGAAAUUCAUUUUUCAACAUCUGAUGUGGUUUAGAACUUCUAUUGUAAAAGCAAUACAAUAUAGAAAGAAAGAGAAUGUAACAGAAACACAACAAUUCUCAAAUUUAGCUAGAGAUCUGUAUAAUACAUACCGCAUUUUGGGACAGCGUUCAAAUUGUGAUACAUACUUUUGCAAUAAAAAAAUACUAUUCGAUGAAAGUUGGGUGUUACUAGCAGAAAAUUGUGGAAUAAUGAUAGAAAUAAAUACUAUUAUCAGUCAAUUAGUCAUUAAUUCUAAAUGUUUGAUUUCAGAUUUAGGUAAUAAUGCAUAUGAGCAAUUUAAUAGUCUUAUAAAUAAAUACCUUGAUGGAAAAUUUGGAAAACAAUUUUUGGAAAAUGAUGACAGAAAAAUACUUCAUAAUAAAAAGAGGCUGGCAUUAUUUCCUACAACAUCAAUAAAUAGAGAUAAAAAAUCAGGUGUAGAUGAGAAUCAUGGUUUAGCAAAAGAAUUGUCUGAAGAAUUCAAAAAACAAAAAAUUGAUUUUAUAAACAAAUUAAGAGAAAUUGAUAAAGAUAAACUAGAAAAAGAUACUAGAGAACAAGCAAAAUCUCCACUAUGGUUCUCAGAAAGGAGAAAAAGAAUAACUUCUUCUAAAGUAGGAAAAAUUUGCAAAAUGCGACCACACACAUCAUGUAAAAAAACAGUUCAUGAACUACUGUAUGGAGAAUUAAAUUAUAAAAUUAAAUCUAUAGAGUAUGGACGUAUGAUGGAAACUGUGGCCAAACAAAAGUUUGAAGAAAUAUUUAAAAUUGUUAUUAAACCUGUAGGUUUAUGUGUGGAUGCAAAUGAUCCUUAUAUAGCAGCAAGUCCAGAUGGUCUUAUUGAAGACGAUUCAAUUAUUGAAAUUAAAUGUCCCUUCUCUGCUAUAACUGAAGUAAAUAUGUUAGAAGCGGUUAAAAAUGGAAAAGUAUCAUUUUGCCAAAUUGACAACGAAAAAUGUGUAACAUUAAAAACGAACCAUGACUAUUAUUAUCAAAUCCAAACUCAAUUACAUGUAACAAAAAGAACAAAAUGUUACUUUUUUAUUUUCACAGAUAAUUGGUCUUAUAAUAUAAUUAUUGCAUAUGAUGUCAACUUUUGGAACACAAAAAUAAAGUUGCAGUUAGAUUUAUUUUAUAACGAAUGUUUACUGCCUGAAUUGAUCAGUCCACUAUUUGGCAAACGUCUUUUAGUUAGCGACAUAAGAGAUUCGUCAAGAAUUUUGAGAGAACAGUAUACAAGAAAAGACAAAAAAUCCUAACUAAUUCCAUUGGGACGCUGGCACCAAUUUUUUUUUUUUUUUUUGGUUGCUUUUAAAUUGUUUAUAUGCAAUUUAAUGAGUUAUUAUUAUACAUAUUAGUCAAUAGUUGUUUUAUUAUAUAAUAUGC